This is a messenger RNA of Humulus lupulus (European hop), 2272 nucleotides long. RefSeq names its product nucleobase-ascorbate transporter 6. The transcript has 15 exons. Lineage: Eukaryota; Viridiplantae; Streptophyta; Magnoliopsida; Rosales; Cannabaceae. The record is from RefSeq and is a predicted model, not a curated record. Gene Ontology annotation, biological process: transmembrane transport. Gene Ontology annotation, cellular component: membrane; plasmodesma. Bases 399 to 1991 code for a protein of 530 amino acids. Gene Ontology annotation, molecular function: transmembrane transporter activity.
AAAAAGAAGAACAGUACAAUCUAGUGAGAGAAAAAUAAAUAAAAGAUUAUACUUUUCUAGAGAGAGAAAGUUUGAGAGUUUCAAUUUUUGUUUUUUGGCUUUCAUUACUGUAAACCCUCCUCUUCACCUUCUUCAAGUCCCAUUCUUGCGUACUACUGAGAAAAAAAAAAGGAUAAAAAAGAAGAGAAAACCCAUCUGGGUUGGGUUUUCUCCACCAUAUCUCCUUUUUGAUACAUAUAGUUUUUCUCUUUUAAAAGUUUUAUAAAAGAAAGAAAACAUUUUAAGGUGUGGGGUAUAUGGGUUUUUGGAUUUAAGCUUACCACUUGAGUUUGCUUCCUCACAACAUAUAGUUAAAAGAUAAAAAGAGAGUUUCAGAGAGAGAAAGUUGUAGAGUAACAAUGGCAGGCGGCGCUGCACCGAAAGCAGAUGAGCCUCAACCACAUCCUCCUAAGGAUCAGCUACCUAAUAUCUCUUACUGCAUUACCAGUCCUCCUCCAUGGCCCGAGGCCAUUCUCCUUGGUUUUCAGCAUUAUCUUGUGAUGCUUGGCACUACGGUUCUCAUUCCCACUGCUCUUGUUCCCCAGAUGGGUGGUGGAAAUGAGGAGAAGGCUAAGGUUAUCCAGACCCUGCUCUUUGUUGCUGGUUUAAAUACAUUGCUACAAUCAUUGUUUGGAACUCGAUUACCUGCUGUCAUAGGAGGGUCAUAUACGUUUGUUCCCACCACAAUUUCAAUUAUCCUUGCCGGUCGUUUCAGUGAUUCCACUGAUCCUGAAGAGAAAUUUAAGAGGACAAUGCGGGCAAUUCAGGGUUCUCUUAUUGUCGCUUCAACUCUUCAGAUUGUCUUAGGCUUCAGUGGCCUUUGGCGCAAUGUUACAAGAUUCUUAAGUCCACUUUCAGCUGUUCCUUUGGUAGCUCUAGCUGGUUUUGGUCUCUACGAGUUGGGUUUUCCUGGGGUGGCUAAAUGUGUAGAGAUUGGACUUCCACAGCUUGUUCUUUUAGUGUUCGUUUCACAGUAUUUACCGCACCUCUUCCACUCAGGAAAACACAUCUUUGACCGUUUUGCUGUCCUAUUUACAGUGGUGAUUGUGUGGAUUUACGCUCACCUUCUCACUGUGGGCGGGGCAUAUAAUGAUAGUGCCCCAAAAACACAAAUGAGCUGCCGUACAGAUCGUGCGGGUCUUAUUAGUGGUGCUCCAUGGAUAAGAGUUCCUUAUCCAUUUCAAUGGGGAGCACCUGCUUUCGAUGCAGGUGAGGCCUUUGCCAUGAUGAUGGCUACUUUCGUUGCUCUUGUAGAGUCAACUGGUGCUUUUAUUGCGGUUGCAAGGUACGCAAGUGCAACUCCAUUGCCAGCUUCUAUACUCAGCCGUGGAGUUGGUUGGCAGGGAGUUGGCAUUCUGAUUUCUGGAUUGUUUGGAACUGUGACUGGAUCCUCGGUAUCUAUUGAGAAUGCUGGCCUUUUGGCAUUGACACGUGUUGGCAGUCGAAGGGUGGUGCAAAUAUCAGCUGGAUUCAUGAUAUUUUUCUCUAUUCUUGGGAAAUUUGGAGCAGUCUUUGCUUCAAUCCCAGCACCCAUUAUAGCCGCCUUAUACUGCCUUUUCUUUGCAUAUGUUGGCGCCGGUGGUCUUAGCUUUCUUCAGUUCUGUAACCUCAAUAGCUUCAGAACAAAGUUCAUUCUAGGCUUCUCUCUCUUCAUGGGUUUGUCUGUUCCACAGUAUUUCAAUGAGUACACUGCCAUCAAUGGCUAUGGUCCAGUUCACACCGGUGGAAGAUGGUUCAACGAUAUCAUCAAUGUCCCUCUACAAUCAGAAGCCUUUGUGGCAGGCUGUGUAGCGUACUUCCUGGACAAUACAUUGCAUAAAAAGGAUAGCGCAAUUAGGAAAGACCGAGGUAAACAUUGGUGGGACAAGUUUAGAUCCUUCAAGGGUGAUACCAGGAGUGAGGAGUUCUAUUCUCUUCCAUUCAAUCUAAACAAAUACUUCCCAUCUGUGUGAGUGAGUUUGGUUAAGUUAAGGUAAAAGGGGUAUUUAUUAAAUACUAAUCCAUCUUCAAGUUCUCACUUAGCCUCUUUCUGGUAUAACGCUAUAAAAAACCAUUGUUCACUCUGUUACUUGUGUAUCGUUUACACACGCUUAAAUCAGUAUAAGAUAGUCUCUCUCUUUUAUCCUUUGUACGAUGCUUUAGUACAUUUAUUCCAUUAUAUUCCUUUCUGUAAAUCCAACUGAGGGAAGUGAAUCUUAAAGUAGCAAUGAAGAAGUUUGUUUGUUCUUCUCUC